UGGUCUUUUUGUGUGUUAUUAGCGCCCUGCACUGAAACAGAGCAGACUUGUUGUGUGUGUGUCUCAGUCAUGUCAAACAACAGCGCAGCCAGCAGCAGCAGCUUAGCUCUCGCUCAGAAGGCCGUGAGGCAGCUUCGACUGGAGGCCAGCGUCCGCAGGAUAAAGGUUUCUCAGGCUGCUGCAGAGCUGAAGACCUUCUGUCUGCAGAAUGCUCACAAAGACCCCCUCCUCACCGGGGUGCCCUCCAGUGAUAACCCGUUCAGACCCCCGAAGUCCUGUGUGCUCCUCUGAGGUUUUAUGAAAAGUCAAGAGCAUGCCAGCAGACGCCUGAUCAGUGGAUUUCUGUCCCGUGAUUCACUCAAGAUACAGACGCAAAGACACUGAGGGUCAGGGGAGCAGCUGAAGAAACAAGCAGACAAUAAAGUACUUAAUGUCUUUAUUUGACAGGAUGUGUUGCUUUCUGCAGGAUUCAGCAGCAGCUUCACACAGCUCUUUCUUACCCCCCUUUAUCUUGUCUGUUCGACCACUUGUUAGCUGCUUCACUUUUUACUGCUUUUGUGAAAUGAUAAAGACUCUCUGUGAGUUGAAAACAACAUGGUGUAUGAGUCCUGUGAGAGUCACAGAGGGAGCAGAUUCCUGAUUGCCUCUGAACGACGCCCACAGCGCAGCUAAAAAUAUUCGAUCCAUGUGUUUUUUUUUCUUCUUUUGCACAUGUUUUUAAUAAACAUCCAAUGUGUGCCACAUGUGAUCAUUUACCACACAGGAACCUUUCUUCUCUCCUCUACCUCCGCUGUUCCUUUCUCAACUGGGAGAAGAAAUUCAGUUUGAUUUUAAUUACUAACAGCUGUUUGGAUUCAGGUCAUUUAUUUUAGAGAAUCUGGAGCGUUCAAACGUCUCUUCUUCUUAUUAUUAUUUAUCCUGUACUCCAAACAUGCACCCGAUUUUAAAACACAAAUAAAUUCUAUGAUGAGAAAGAGGACUAAUGCCACCCAUGACAAAAAAUGUGAGGAGUCAGACGUCAUCAAAGAAAAUCAUUAAUUAAUGACAGAAUGAGGUUCAAGACUUAUGUGGUGUGAGUGUUUGAAAGAGAGAGAGAGAGAGAGAGAGAGAGAGAAACAGAGAGAGAGACAGAGAGACAGAGAGAGACACACAGAGACAGAGAGAGAGAGAGAGAGUAGAUGCACAGGAAGCUGCAUUUGCCUGGUUGGACCUUUGGACCCAUCGGUGCUCCAGAUCUAGCAGGAUAUGAUGGCACCUCAAAGAAAGGACACACACAUACACACACACACACAAACAUUAACUCCGACAAACUUCACUGAUAGUAAAUGUUCUCACUGCAGACUGACGAGAGAAGGAUUCAAACAAUUUGUCCUUCAAUUUCAGAUAAAAUAUCACAGAAAUCCUGUUUUUUGUCGGAAUAAUACGAUUUAAGAGUUUCAUAUUGACAGCACUAACUCUAACAUGUGUCUCUAGUCCGUCUACAAACCCCCCAAUGAUGAGAAAAGUCCAUCCUCUCCGUCUUUU
Molecule: messenger RNA, 1524 nt
Organism: Labrus bergylta (ballan wrasse)
Lineage: Eukaryota; Metazoa; Chordata; Actinopteri; Labriformes; Labridae
Biological process (GO): G protein-coupled receptor signaling pathway
Cellular component (GO): heterotrimeric G-protein complex
Molecular function (GO): G-protein beta-subunit binding
Source: RefSeq, a predicted model, not a curated record